AUGGUCCUGCCGCGGGUGCCGUACAGAUCGCUCUGCCGCUUCAGGUGCGUGUCGAGGUCGUGGCGCGCGCUCUGCUCCGACCGCCGCGUCCUCCGCAGGUCGCCGCAGACCCUCUCCGGCUUCUUCUGCCACUCCCGCGACGCGCGCCGCCGCGGCUCCGUUUGCCACAGCCGCGACGGCCAUCUCCUCGUCUUUCGCAAUCUGUCCGGGAGAGGCCGGCCCCUCAUCGACCCAUGCCUGCCCUUUCUGCGCCAGCGCGGCUAUAGAAGCGUCACGCUCAUCCACUGCUGCAACGGCAUCCUACUCUGCUCCGCCCACCGGGAGAGGCCGCCGUCUCCGGCGGAGUACAUUGUGUGCAACCCUGCGACUGAGGAGAUCUGGGCGGUGCUGCCCGUGCCCGCCUCACACGGCGACCAACGGGAUAGCAACAUCUGUCUCUGUUUCGAUCCUGCAAUAGUUCCAUCCUACUUUGCGGUGUUUGUGAAACCAUCGGAGAGCGGCGGAGUCGAGGUUUACUCGUCAGAAACUGGACGCUGGGCAUCCCUGCUGAGCGAGUGUGGUCACCUUGGUUUUGCCGGUGACGAUUUAGGGUAUGUCUUCUUCAAUGGCACUUUGCAUUUGAGUGCCUACUACUCUUCUUUGAUCGUCACGCUGGACACCAAGCGACAGACAUGGGGGGAAAUCCCAAUGCCGGAGGACAAUAAACCUGCUGCCAUAGGGCUGUCUCAGGGGCGCUUACACCUUGUAUGCAUAGACUAUGACAAUGAUUGGCAACUAUCUGUUUGGGUUCUCGAGGAAUAUGCCAGUGACACGGCGGACCUGCACAUAUCGGUGCUUUGUAGCUGCUAUAUACAAAGAUUGAUGGUGUGA
Messenger RNA from Aegilops tauschii subsp. strangulata, 870 nucleotides. Lineage: Eukaryota; Viridiplantae; Streptophyta; Magnoliopsida; Poales; Poaceae. The record is from RefSeq and is a predicted model, not a curated record.